AGUGAUUCGUUACCAUAAACGCACUUCCGCUACAUCGCCAAUUCCUUUCCUGUCUGCGGCAUCCGGCAAGAUGACGGUGCAAAUCUCGAAGAAGAGAAAGUUUGUGUCGGAUGGCAUCUUCAAAGCCGAGCUGAAUGAGUUUCUGACCCGAGAGCUGGCCGAGGAUGGGUACUCCGGUGUGGAGGUCCGUGUCACGCCAACAAGAACAGAAAUCAUCAUCCUAGCCACCAGGACCCAAAACGUUCUGGGAGAGAAAGGCCGCCGCAUUCGUGAACUGACUGCCGUCGUUCAGAAACGAUUCGGGUUCCCCGAAGGCAGUGUGGAGCUGUACGCUGAGAAGGUGGCCACCCGGGGUCUCUGCGCCAUCGCUCAGGCAGAGUCUCUGCGCUACAAGCUGCUCGGAGGACUGGCUGUCCGUAGGGCCUGCUACGGUGUCCUGCGCUUCAUCAUGGAGAGCGGGGCCAAGGGUUGUGAGGUGGUCGUCUCUGGUAAACUGAGAGGUCAGAGAGCCAAAUCCAUGAAGUUUGUGGAUGGCCUGAUGAUCCACAGCGGAGACCCUGUAAACUACUACGUCGACACUGCUGUCCGCCACGUACUGCUCCGACAGGGUGUGCUUGGAAUCAAGGUGAAAAUCAUGCUUCCCUGGGAUCCCAGCGGCAAGAUCGGCCCCAAGAAGCCCCUGCCUGACCACGUCAGCAUCGUGGAGCCCAAAGAUGAGGUCCUGCCCACCACCCCAGUGUCCGAACAGAAGGGGGGCACCAAGCCCGAGGCCCCAGUCAUGCCGCAGGGAGCCCCAGUGCCAACCCCAUAAAGGGGUUGACUGAUCAUUGAUGGAAGGCCUAUACUUUUCUGUAUAAAAAAAUAAAAUGAUAAAUGAGGAAA
This is a messenger RNA of Sinocyclocheilus grahami, 882 nucleotides long. It is a transcript of the gene rps3, whose product is annotated as ribosomal protein S3. NCBI's taxonomy places the organism in Eukaryota, Metazoa, Chordata, Actinopteri, Cypriniformes, Cyprinidae. Gene Ontology annotation, molecular function: RNA binding; structural constituent of ribosome. Gene Ontology annotation, biological process: positive regulation of apoptotic signaling pathway; translation. The transcript has 7 exons. The coding region runs from base 71 to 811 and encodes 246 amino acids. The record is from RefSeq and is a predicted model, not a curated record. Gene Ontology annotation, cellular component: cytosolic small ribosomal subunit; nucleus.